ACUCGUGGAGUCAUUAUCGCCUGUAGCAGGAGAAGCCGCAGCAGUAGCAGCCACUGCUACCAACCUCUCCUUCCGUGGUCAUUAGAAGACUAUCAGGCUUAUAAAAAGGCACCAUAUCGCUCGGAACCGGUUCAGUAGUCAAGCCAAGAUGCUUGUAACAACAAGUACGCUCCUCUGGGGCACUGCCGUAGCCCUGGUGCUCUAUCGAUUGUACUGCUCAGUGUUUAAACCCCGACCAUCCAAAUUUCCUCCUGGACCUCCGAAUCUACCGUUCCUGGAGGGAUACGGUGUGAUGCUACUGCUCAACUUCAAGCACAUGCACAAGGCUGCAACGGCACUCUGCAACUUCUAUCGCACCAAGUUACUGGGCCUCUCGCUGGUCGGCUAUUCAACGGUGGUCGUUAACGAUCUUCGCGUGGCGCGUGAAGUCCUAAACCGCAAAGAGUUCGACGGUCGACCUGAUCUCUUUUUGGCCCGACUUCGUGACCAGAGCUUUAAUCUGCGUGGCAUCUUCUUCACCGAUGGACCGAGCUGGAAGGAGCAACGCUGGUUCAUCCUGCGCUUUCUCCGCGACUACGGAUUCGGGCGCCGCUUUCCCGAACACGAGGCAGAAGUGAACAGUGAGCUGCUCAGCUUGAUCGAGAUGCUGAAGGGUGGACCAAAGUAUGAGCAUGAGAAAACCAUCUUCAAGGAUGGGUACGUCAAGUGUCCGAACGUUCUGUUUGCUACCUUUGCCAACGCGUUCCUGCAGAUAGUGACGGGUGACCGAUUCGCACGCGAGGAAUGCGGCAUCCUUUACGAAACGGGCAGCUCUGCGAUGGUUUUCCAACGGAAGGGCGACGACUAUGGUACCAUAUUGAGUUUCUACCCGUGGUUGCGCCAUGUGUAUCCGUUUUCCCGAAAAUACCACGCCUUACGCGAUUCCAGCAUGAAGGUUAAUGCCUUCAUAGAGUCGGUCAUCAACAAGUAUCGCGAAACGUACGAUGAAGCGCACGUUCGCUGCUUCCUCGAUCUGUACUUCCGCGAGAUGCAGAAGAAACAAGAAACGACUCUACCACCAAAGGAUGGGAAAGAGUUUUCCUUCCAACUCGACCAGCUGAUACUGGGGCUAGUGGACUUCUUCUUUCCAGCCAUCUCUGGAGCCACCACGCAGCUGGCGUUACUGCUGGAACGAUUACUCCUCAAUCCGCACGUGAUUACACGGAUGCAGCAGGAAAUCGAUCAAGUUGUAGGGCAGGGUCGGCUACCCACGCUGGAUGAUCGUCCCGAACUCGCCUACACGGAGGCUACGCUUCGGGAGGGAAUGCGCAUCGAUACGCUCGUGCCCUCGGGGAUCGCACACCGGACACAAACGGAUUCAACGCUACAAGGAUACGAGCUGGUCAAAGAUUCCAUCGUUAUCAUCGGUAUGGAUGCGAUGCACAAUCAGAAGGAAUACUGGGGCGAUCCGGAAACGUUCCGCCCUGAACGGUUUCUCGAUGAGAACGGUAAAUUGUGUCUAGCGAAAGACAUGUCUCUUCCGUUCGGUGCAGGCAAGCGGCUAUGUGCCGGGGAAACGUUCGCCCGAAACAACAUGUUUCUUACACUGGCCGCGCUCAUGCAAAACUUUAACAUUCGCCAGCCACCCUCCGAUCGGUUACCCGAUGUGUCGAAGCGUUUGACCGGAGUAAUCGUUACACCACGGGACUACUGGUUGCGGUUUGAACCGAGAUAGAGAUCUGUGAGCUACCAACCAUGCUGAGGUUGUUUAAAAACAAGCCAUUGUAAAAGGGACAUUCAUUAGGCAAAUUAGACACGUACCCAUAGCCAGAGCAACCUAAUGUCCAGGAGAGCCAUGGGGAUAAUAUAACAUUUCUCACUGGUAAUCAAUAAAUAAUUGCUUUAAUCUA
Anopheles darlingi is the source of this 1889-nucleotide messenger RNA. Its product is annotated as probable cytochrome P450 304a1. Gene Ontology annotation, molecular function: heme binding; iron ion binding; oxidoreductase activity, acting on paired donors, with incorporation or reduction of molecular oxygen. The record is from RefSeq and is a predicted model, not a curated record. Bases 149 to 1714 code for a protein of 521 amino acids. The transcript is spliced from 3 exons. Lineage: Eukaryota; Metazoa; Arthropoda; Insecta; Diptera; Culicidae.